AUGUUGAUUGGGGAAGCGCUGCGGCUUCCUCAAUUAGCUUCAUGGCUAAACUCCCCACAAGAUAACACAGUGUCAAACUUUAGCCUCGGACAGCUAACAAAUUAACGGUUCAGGUUGAAUGUCCCCCGCGGGCCUGUGGUGACCGUGGCCCGGGUGGAGACCGAGCUUAGCGGGGACCGGUCGUUUUUCAACCCCCACAGCAUCCCUUCAUCACAAGUGUCGGGGAAGGGAACGGGAGCAGGAUGCUAGCAGCUGUUAGCGAGCCGCUGCAGGAAACGAGCCGGGUAAGCUAGCUGCGGCUAACUGUUAUCAUGAGGCUGGAUUCCUCCUCGUGCUGGAUUUGAACAACCUCUCCGCGAUGGACACCGAGGCGAUAGUGAUCCGGAUAAAGACCCCGGGCGGGGACAUGGACUCCUCCGUGGACUGUCCGUCCCUGCUGAACUUCAACGACCUGCUGGUCGCCAUCAGAGACGUCAUGCCUGAAGCUACUGUCACAGCCUUUGAGUAUGAAGACGAGGUGGGAGACAGAAUCACUGUGAGAAGUGAUGAAGAACUCAAGGCCAUGUUGUCAUAUUACUUCAACACAAUGAAUGAACAACGCAUGAACGGACUGCUGCCGGACCCUCUCCAGAUUUUUCCAAGAGCCGGCAAGACUCCAGGGAUCCGGAACAUACAUGGCCUGAAGGUUAACACAAGACCCAACCCAGCAAAUGACUGCUCUCAUGCAGUCCCAGACUCCAUGACUAACAACAGCUUAAAAAAAUCAUCUGCUGAGCUGAAGAGGAUUUUGACAAAUGGGCAGAUAAGUGCCCAAGAUAUCAACUAUCAAGAGCAGCUCGGCCAUGGGAACGGAGGCACAGUUUACAAAGCGUACCAUGUUCACGGCAAACGGGUGUUAGCUGUCAAGGUCAUUCCACUGGAUAUUACGGUGGAAUUGCAGAAGCAGAUCAUGUCGGAAUUAGAAAUUCUCUACAAGUGUGAUUCACCUUACAUCAUCACCUUCUUCGGUGCCUUUUUUGUUGAGAACAGGAUAUCCAUAUGCACCGAGUUUAUGGACGGUGGUUCUCUGGAUGUGUUCAAAAGAAUUCCAGAGCACGUGCUGGGGAGGAUCGCAGUGGCAGUAGUCAAAGGCCUGACGUAUCUGUGGAGCCUGAAGAUACUUCACAGGGAUGUCAAGCCGUCCAAUAUGCUGGUGAACACCCGAGGACAAGUCAAGCUCUGUGACUUUGGUGUCAGCACACAGUUGGUGAAUUCUAUCGCCAAGACGUAUGUGGGAACUAACGCAUACAUGGCACCGGAGAGGAUAUCAGGAGAACAGUAUGGUAUUCACGCAGAUGUGUGGAGUUUGGGGAUCUCGUUCAUGGAAUUGGCACUAGGCAUGUUCCCCUAUCCACAGAUUCAGAAAAACCAAGGAUCUUUAAUGCCUCUCCAGUUACUGCAAUGCAUCGUUGAUGAGGAUCCUCCGAUUCUUCCCGUUGACCAGUUCAGUGAAAAGUUUGUUCACUUCAUCACUCAGUGUAUGAGGCGACAACCCAAAGAGAGGCCUGCCCCCAACAACCUCAUGGAGCAUUCCUUCAUCGUGCAGUAUAACGACGGUAAUGCAGAGGUGGUGUCCAUGUGGGUCUGUCGCUGCUUGGAGGACAGACGGAUCCAGCAGACUCAGGGACGUGUCUGACGUCAUCCUGCUGUCUGUCCGAACCAAGAUGGACCUGGACGUUUGAUCCCUGACCUUGGACACUUAUCAAAGUCGUCAGGAUCCAGUACGUCUUCAUGCACUGUGCAGGUGACUUCACGUAGCUGAACGAAUUUCACCAGAAGUUAAAUUCUUAAUGUGAGUAAGUCUUGAUUUAGCAGCACUCACUCGCCCUGACACUGAAGAGCCCUCUUCCUCUGAAGGGAAAAUGAAUCUCUGCCUCCAAUGAGCUCAGAGAUCUCUCUCUGACGUGGGUUUCCAGCCGCGGCCUCGUCCCCAUGUUGUUUGAGAGUGUACAACGUUCAGUGAGUAUCUCGAUCUGAUGAAUGGAGAUAACGCUCCUCGUUUGAAGGGGCUGUGACAACAAACAACUUAAUAAGUACUAGAAUACGCUGGCAGAAUUUGUUCUGCGUUGUAAGGAUCGUCUUUUUUAAGGCAUCUGUAAUAACCAUCUUGUGCUUUGCUGUUGACAGCCUUCUAGUGAAUGUUGUGGUUUUUGCCUGUGAGUAAAGGCCCACGUGUGUGCCUGGUUUUCCACUGGUGAAAUUCAUUACCUCAGAAAACUGGAAAAAAAGAUGUCCCUGCUUUUAGCUCCUGGACGAAGCAAGUUUAUUCGUGGACCACCGUUCAUACUAAAGGCAAUUCAAAUGCUUUGUAGAGGAAUCAAAAUGCAUUAAAAAUAAGACAUUAAAAAGACAUUAAAAUUGCAUUUAAAAGACAAUAUAAACAAGGCAAUUCCAAGUGCUUCACAGAGACAAAGCAUCAUUUAAAAAGUAUUGAAAUUAAAAGAGUAAAGAGCACAUUACAACAGAAUUUUAAAAUCUAAAAGAAUAAAAUAAUUAGUUAAAGAUUAAAAAAAGGUGUCAUAAUGCAUGGACAUGUUUUUUUUAUCCAACCUUGUGAUUUUGUCUUUAAUUGAAAAGACAACAACAAGCCUGCCGUACCGCUGAGUGUCACUGCAGCGUUACAGUGGAAUCAAAUCCCGUCAUAUCUUUGAUUCUCAAACUAACGAACUGAACUAUUUAUUAUUCCUUAAGAGGAACCUGGGUUUGUGUCUCUUUACACCAAUAAAUCUUUUAUUUCCACCUGCACAAUCAAGCCUGACAUUGAAAGCGGCGGAAUGAACUGUUACAACAAUUAUCUUCUUUCAUUCCGCAGAAGUUUGAUUUUUUGAUGUAGAGAAGCUGCAGACAGAAGCAUAACAGGAACCACAACUCUUCCUCCUCUACUAAACAACAUUUAAGUUAUAUUAUCAACACCAUCACCAAAAAUACUCUUAACUGUCUCUGAGUUUCUGUUAUUUCAUCGAAUCGGCCAAUGAGAUCACUUGACUCUCGUCGUGGUAAAAUAUAAAUGUGUCCUACAUAACACCAAAGGUCACUGACGGGCCAGACGGUGACUUAUAUGACUGAGGUGGACAUAAUGGGUUAAGUGACUAAAAUGAAUUGAUCUGAACAGGUGUUUGUGUGCAGCCGGUGAAAUGUGUUGUGCUUAAGUGCAAUUAAAUCCCAUUGCUUCCACAAAGGCCCAGUAAUCUUCAACAAAGGCCCAGUAAACAAACCUGCUGUGGCACGUUGAGCGUGAGCAAAGCUGAAAGCUUCAAGUCACUGCAGUGCAUUAGCAGAAAAGGUCCAUGGCACCAUUUUACUAUAGAUGAGAUGUUUAGUGUCUUUAGUGUCCUGUUACUUGUGGUUUUAUCCUCUGACACAUGGACAAUAGAUUUUAUUCUCUGGCCUUUAACUGAAAAUCACCUGAAACUGAGAUUGUGUGUGUGUCCUCCGCCAUGUUGUUCAUAGUUGGGGAUCUUUAAGCUAUUUUUUAAAUGACCAGUCCACAGAGGGUCAGGAUUUAAAUUCUAUUUCCUCAUUGACAGAAAUAGUUAGCAUUAGCAUUUUGCUCCUCAAAUUAACAUUUACUUUCCUCUUGAAAUGAUUGUAUUUAAAACAAACUUAGAACUGCAGAUUACAGAGUGCAUCGUAAGCUGCAAAUAAAGAUGGCCGACGUGUCUCUGGCUCUUUCCAUUGUACAAAAAUUAAGCCAAAAUAUUCAGGAUGCAAGACUUUGAGGUUUCACCCUGUUUUACAACAUCAAAUGAAACUGACUGAUGCCAUCAGCCAAAUGUCAUUUGGCUGAUGGCAUCAGUCAAAUGUCAUUUGGCUGAUGCUUUUGUCCAAAGCGACUUACAAUUAGUACACUCAACAUCUAUGAGGGGCCAAUUAGGGGUUCAGUAUCUUGCCAAGGACACUUCGGCAUGCAGAUGAGGAAGAGUGGGGAUUGAGCCAGUAACCUUCUUGUUGGAGAAGGACCACUCUACCCCCUAGGCCACUCCGCCAACAUCAGUGUGAUAAGAACCAAAAUUAACUAAGAACCUCAAGUUAUCCUUUGGGGGAAAUUUAUUUAACUUUAACUUUUUAUUUUGUUCUGCGUAUCAUCUUCUAACAUUCAGGAGGUGGGGUUUAUGACCUAUAUUACAGCAAGCCACCAGGGGGCGAUCCAGAUGAUUUUGUCUUAUACAGUCCAUGGUUUGCAUCCAAAAUGUUGUACAUUAUAAACUGAAAGUCUGGAUAUAAGAUUUGUCUUUUUGUGGUAUUUAACGUUACUUUAAGAAAGUUUGAGAAACCUAUUCAAUUCAAAAUAAUAAUUUGCCAAAAAGAAAAAUCAUCGCAGUUUAGCCGUCAUCCGUCUACGAACAAUUUGUGGUGCGUGGUAUCAGCUGUGUGUCCGAUGGAAUUCGGACACAAUUCACCGACUUGGUGGAAAUAAUCUCCUAAUUGGACUUUAACGGUUUACAAUGUACGUACGUAAUCCCAGACUACGGUAAACAUAUUUUUUAUUUGAAUUCUUCUUCACAUCCAGCAGUUCAUUAUUUUAUAAUAUAUGUUUAUUUUACUCUGAGGAUUCAGUUUGUGUUUCCAGUUACACUUUUUUUUUGUUUGUUUGUUUGUUUACAGCACUAUCUCCCUCAUUAACAUGUUUCAUUAGAGCCGUCAUUUGCCUCAGGAAACUAAAACUGAGGCGCAAAGUUUUUAAGUUUUUGUACAUAAAUAUAUUAUAGGAAAGACGUUGAUAGUGAUAUUACUCUGAUAAUUUAUGAUCUUCAGAUUUAAAGAUCCUCCCAUGACUAAAAUAUGUCAUUGUAGAUUUUCCAAUAGAUCCACAAUGAAUAGAACAUGUACCCUGCAUUUUACCACGUAUAUUGUUAUAUUCAUAAAACUGUCGCUUUGGGAAAGUCAUAUUCUAUCAUACUGUUAAUGUGUCAGAAAGCCACCUGACCAUGGCUGAAAUGUACCUGAAGCUAAGUACAUUACAAUCACGAUAAACUAAUAAAUGAGUGAAAAAUGUAAAGUGUGUCGUCUUGCAGCCAAAACCAAAAAACAGAUUUUACGAUAAGCUCCAAAUCUCCUCUUUGUUUUCGUUCUGCAUUGUACUCACUGACUGUGAUAUUGAAAUAUAUAUCUGCCUGAGUGAGAAUAUUUAUAAUUUUUGUACUUUCAGUUUGCUGUCAGCAGAGAUCUCCUGUGACUCUCCCUGUCAUUUCCUGUUUUUGCCUGAACCACAAAGUAUAAGUCAGUGACUCAGCAAAAAUGUACCUGCUGUGAUGCUACCGGCUGAUUUUGGCCUUUUCUGUACAUAUGUGUUGGCACAUAUUCCAACCUGCACAAAUAAAAUAUGUUUAAAAAACAUAAUGUUGCCAAG
This is a messenger RNA of Platichthys flesus (European flounder), 5389 nucleotides long. It is a transcript of the gene map2k5, whose product is annotated as mitogen-activated protein kinase kinase 5. Lineage: Eukaryota; Metazoa; Chordata; Actinopteri; Pleuronectiformes; Pleuronectidae. The transcript is spliced from 22 exons. Gene Ontology annotation, molecular function: protein binding; protein kinase activity; ATP binding. The coding region runs from base 359 to 1675 and encodes 438 amino acids. Gene Ontology annotation, biological process: protein phosphorylation. The record is from RefSeq and is a predicted model, not a curated record.